Scleropages formosus (Asian bonytongue) is the source of this 1946-nucleotide messenger RNA. It is a transcript of the gene cnot11, whose product is annotated as CCR4-NOT transcription complex, subunit 11. The record is from RefSeq and is a predicted model, not a curated record. The coding region runs from base 519 to 1856 and encodes 445 amino acids. The transcript is spliced from 7 exons. Lineage: Eukaryota; Metazoa; Chordata; Actinopteri; Osteoglossiformes; Osteoglossidae. Gene Ontology annotation, cellular component: CCR4-NOT complex.
CUUGAUUUGGUGGUUCUUUGUUAAUGUUCAUGCAUUAACCGUUUAAUUAAACAAAAUAAGAGCUCGUCCAAAAUCGUAAAGCAAGACAGGAAGUGCCGUAAAACAAGACCGGAAGCGUCGUGAGGCGCUCUACAUUUUACAGCCAGCUAUGUCUGCGCUCUGUGUUUGUCCACUUUGGGAAGUAUAGUGUGAUACGGGCUUCGCCACACGGCGCUCUUUAAUGUGUUUCUGCGGCAAAGUGAAGCUUCGCUUUCCUCGUUCGCGUCAGUCGCUCAGCGAAGUUCCUUUAUUUCUCCCCUCUGUGACUCACUGUGUCUGCAGUUGUAGAGGUGGGUAAGCGCGGUGUGUGUGUGUGUGUGUGGCGCGGGCGGAUGGCGGCGGCGCCUCAGUGAGUGUGAGCGGUCGCUGCCAGCGGGACUCGGAGUCGGAGGAGGCUGGUUUGCCGAGGCCCUUCCUCCGCUGCUCUUCAGCGUAGCGCAGCGCAGCGCAGCGCACCGCAGCCUGCGCAGGGGGUCGCCAUGACUCUGGCCCCGAAGGAGCUCGCCAACCUGCUGAGCAUCAUCUCGGAGGAGGCCUCGUCCAACACGUUCGAGAGCCUCUCCACCGCCUUCCACCACUUCUUCGGCAAGGCGGAGCACUUCCGCGUGGGCUCCGUGCUCGUGAUGCUGCUCCAGCAGGCCGACCUGCUGCCCGGCUCCCCGCAGCGCCUCACCGCGCUCUACCUGCUCUGGGAGAUGUACCGCACGGAGCCGCUCGCCGCCAACCCGUUCGCCGCCGUGUUCGCGCACCUGCUCAACCCGGCGCCGGUGGGCGAGGAGCAGGACCGGCCGCUGUGCGGCUUCCUGCCUCCCAUCACGCUGCCGGAGAAGUUCUUCCUGUCGCAGCUCAUGCUGGCGCCCCCCCGCGAGCUCUUCAAGAAGACGCCACGCCAGGUGUCCUGCAUGGAGGUGGGAAACACGCCGCAGUCCAUCGACAUCAGCGGCCUUCAGCUGGCCCUGGCAGAGCGCCAGUCGGAGCUGCCCACCCAGAGCAAAGCCAGCUUCCCCAGCAUCCUGAGCGAUCCGGACCCGGACUCCUCCAACUCGGGAUUUGACAGCUCCGUGGCCAAUCAGAUCAUAGAAGCGCUGGUCACCGGGCCUCGGCCACCGCUGGAGAGUCACUUCCGCCCCGAGUUCAUCCGCCCGCCGCCUCCCCUGCAUGUGUGUGAGGACGAGUUGGCCUGGCUGAGCCCAUCAGAACCAGAUCACUCGGUGCAGUGGGACCGCUCCAUGUGCGUGCGCAACAGCACCGGUGUCGAGGUGAAGCGCAUCAUGUCCAAGGCCUUCAAGAGUCCUCUGUCUGCACAGCAGCAGACGCAGCUGCUCGGCGAGCUAGAGAAGGACCCCAAGCUGGUUUACCACAUCGGCCUGUCCCCCGCCAAGCUGCCGGACCUGGUGGAGAACAACCCCCUGGUCGCCAUAGAGAUGCUGCUCAAGCUCAUGCAGUCCAGCCAGAUCACGGAGUACUUCUCCGUUCUUGUCAACAUGGACAUGUCCCUGCACUCCAUGGAAGUGGUGAACAGGUUAACGACAGCAGUGGACCUUCCUCCGGAGUUCAUCCACCUGUACAUCUCCAACUGCAUUUCUACCUGUGAGCAGAUCAAAGACAAGUACAUGCAGAACCGCCUGGUGCGCCUGGUCUGCGUCUUCCUCCAGUCGCUCAUCCGCAACAAGAUCAUCAACGUGCAGGACCUGUUCAUCGAGGUGCAGGCAUUCUGCAUAGAGUUCAGCCGCAUCCGUGAGGCAGCCGGUCUUUUCCGCCUGCUGAAGACCUUGGACACGGGGGAGACCCCCGCAGAGCCCAAACCUGCCAAAUGAGCCCCCCGCGGACUAAUGCUGUACAGCCUAUGACCCUGACCCCUCUCUGCUCAAGGAUCCCCCCCCCCCCCAAACUGUCCUUCAGGUGCA